CUUUGUCUUGCAUGUCUUGUUCCCAACAGGGGUCCUGACCUCCAGCAGCAGCAGCAGCAGCGGCAUUCUCAUCAUCAUCAUCGAACAUGUGAGAGGAGCUCUCAGCAUGCACAGGAUGACCAGGUCCUGCUCAAGCUGAAGCAGCUCCCCUCUACCUCGGUCCCAGCCGAGCUCCCUGCCUCCUGCAGCCUCCCUCCUUUUCCACAUGACCGCGAGAAGAUGACUAUCACCAGUCGGCAGUCCUUGAAUGUCCUGGCGGUCAUCUUCCUGCUNNCUUUUGCAGCACUUUCAGCUCACUACCGGGUGUGCGAGCCCUACUCCGACCACAAGGGGCGCUACCACUUUGGCUUCCACUGCCCCCGACUGUCGGACAACAAGACGUACAUGUUCUGCUGCCACCACAACAACACGGCCUUCAAGUACUGCUGCAACGACACCGAGUUCCAGAUGCUCAUGCAGAUCAACCUCACGACCACCGCCGAUGGCUAUUCGCACAAUAAUUACACGGCGCUGGUGGGAGUGUGGAUCUACGGCUUCUUCGUCAUGGUGCUGCUGGCUCUGGACUUCCUCUACUACUCGGCCAUCAAUUAUGAGCUUUGCCGGGUCUACCUGGAAAAAUGGGGGCUGGGCGGCCGCUGGCUGAAGAAGGCCCGCAGUCAGUGGCAACGCUCCAUGGAGGACGAGGGCCAGGCCCAGGCUCCGCCCACGGUGCCCGGCCUCUACCAGCCUCGACAGAGCCUCCGAGGGGAGAGCCACAGCCCCACGCUGCUGCCCCACAACACGUCCAGCGCAUGGUGA
Messenger RNA from Hippocampus comes (tiger tail seahorse), 798 nucleotides. RefSeq lists its product as uncharacterized. The record is from RefSeq and is a predicted model, not a curated record. NCBI's taxonomy places the organism in Eukaryota, Metazoa, Chordata, Actinopteri, Syngnathiformes, Syngnathidae. Bases 220 to 798 code for a protein of 192 amino acids. The transcript has 3 exons.